Molecule: messenger RNA, 954 nt
Organism: Ceratotherium simum simum (southern white rhinoceros)
Lineage: Eukaryota; Metazoa; Chordata; Mammalia; Perissodactyla; Rhinocerotidae
Source: RefSeq, a predicted model, not a curated record
AUGGGGAUAGAGAGGAGUACCAAUGAGAGCAAGCUGGCAGGUUUUAUCCUGUUGGGGUUUUCUGAUUAUCCUCAGUUACAGGAGGUUCUAUUUGUGGUCGUCUUCAUCUUGUACCUACUAACCAUUGUGGGGAACACCACCAUCAUUCUAGUAUCUCGUCUGGAACCCAAGCUUUGUACACCAAUGUAUUUCUUCCUUUCUCAUCUCUCCUUCCUGGACCUCUGCUUUCCCAGCAGUGUUAUUCCGCAGCUUCUGGUGAACUUGUGGGAUCCCAUGAAAGCCAUCACCUACACUGGCUGCAUGGUUCAGCUCUAUGUCUCCCUUGCCCUAGGAUCUACUGAGUGUGUCCUCCUGGCUGUGAUGUCCUACGAUUGCUAUGUCGCCAUCUGCCGUCCCCUCCAGUACACUGCCUUAACGCAUCACUGUCUCUGUGUGACCCUGGCUUCGUUGGCGUGGCUCAGUGGGGUGGCCACCACGCUCGUACAAUCCACUCUCACCCUGCAGCUUCCCUUCUGUGGGCAUCACCAAGUGGAUCAUUUCUUCUGUGAGGUCCCUGUGCUCAUCAGGUUGGCUUGUGUGGACACCACUUUCAAUGAGGCUGAGCUCUUUGUGGCUAGUGUCUUAUUCCUUAUAGUGCCUGUCUCCUUCAUCUUGGUCUCCUACGGCUACAUUGCUCAAGCAGUUUUGAAGAUCAAGUCAGCCAGUGGAAGAAAGAAAGCAUUUGGGACCUGCUCCUCCCACCUGAUGGUUGUCAUCAUCUUCUAUGGAACCAUCAUCUUCAUGUAUCUGCAGCCAGCCAAGAGUCGAUCCAAGGACCAGGGGAAGUUUGUCUCCCUCUUCUACACCGUGGUCACCCCCAUGCUCAACCCUCUUAUCUAUACUCUGAGGAACAAAGACGUUAAGGGGGCACUGAGGAAAGUUCUAGGGAAGAUUCUGGGAGUAAAUUUUACAUGA